GAACGACGUCAAGGCCUGAGUAGAGUUUAAGGUUGUUUCCGAGACUGAGCUGGGUUUGUGGUGUGUGGGGUGGGAUGGGCCAGAGGUGUGUGGUGCAGGAAGCGGUGGGUCUCCAGCGACAAGUUGGAACCACUUCAGGGGUGUUGGAAGUAGGGGUGUCAGGAGUGGAUGACAGCUGUGUUUCUGGCAUGAGGAACUGGAUGCUGGGGAUGCCAUUUGCUAAAGUGGACAGCGAAGGAGGAGCAAGUUAAGUGUCACAUACCCGAGGGGCAGCAGCUCCUGAACGGAGUGCAGAGAUGAGCUGGGGAACUUCCAGAGUUAUGGGUGUCUGGGUUGCGUUUCACACCAUCGCCCUGGGCUUGAUUGAGGUGCUCAGGUACUGGAGCCAGGUCCUUUCCACUAUGGCCCGGCGUCCGCGGAGUAGCAGGGCAUGGCACUUUGUUCUGAGUGCAGCCCGCCGAGACACAGAUGCCCGAGCCGUGGCUUUGGCAGGCACCACUAACUGGGGCUAUGACUCUGAUGGGCAGCACAGCGACUCAGACUCCGACCCUGAGUACUCUUCCCUGCCACCAUCCAUCCCCAGUGCUGUGCCCGUGACAGGAGAGUCCUUCUGUGACUGUGAGGGCCAGAAUGAGGCUACCUUCUGCAACAGCCUACACACAGCACACCGUGGCAAGGACUGCCGGUGUGGUGAGGAGGAUGAGGAUUUUGAUUGGGUCUGGGAUGACCUGAACAAAUCCUCAGCCACCUUGCUGAGCUGUGAUAACCGCAAGGUCAGCUUUCAUACGGAGUACAGCUGUGGUACUGCGGCCAUUCGGGGCACCAAGGAGCUAGGGGAUGGCCAGCAUUUCUGGGAAAUCAAGAUGACCUCUCCUGUGUAUGGCACUGACAUGAUGGUGGGCAUCGGGACCUCAGAUGUAGACCUGGACAAGUACCAUCACACAUUCUGCAGCCUGCUUGGCAGGGACGAAGACAGCUGGGGCCUCUCCUACACUGGGCUCCUCCAUCACAAAGGCGACAAGAUAACUUUCUCUUCACGCUUCGGCCAGGGCUCUAUCAUCGGCGUACACUUGGACACCUGGCAUGGGACGCUGACCUUCUUCAAGAACAGGAAGUGCAUAGGAGUGGCUGCCACCCGGCUGCAAAACAGAAGGUUCUACCCGAUGGUGUGCUCCACAGCUGCCAAGAGCAGCAUGAAAGUCAUCCGCUCCUGUGCCAGCUCCACCUCCCUGCAAUACCUGUGCUGCUAUCGCCUGCGCCAGCUGCGGCCAAACUCAGGAGAUACCCUCGAGGGCCUGCCCUUGCCACCUGGCCUCAAGCAAGUGCUACGUAACAAGCUAGGCUGGGUCCUAAGCAUGAACUGCAACCACUGGAAGUCCCCUGGACCCCCUCCUGGCACAGCCACAACUGGUGUCGAGAGCGCCGAGACCAGGCCCUGUCAGAGGAAGCGCUGCAAAAGAAGCUGACUUCUCCAGCUGAAGCGUGGCUACCUUAUUCUGUCCCUUCAAGGGCAGCAGGAGAGGGAAGAACUGAGGUCCAGGCUUGUCCCUCUCCCUGAAGCCAGGACAGGCCAUGGAGCGUGGAGGCCAGUCUACUGCAUGUGCUGGGGGAGCAGCACUCCUGUGUGUGCUCUGAGUUGCCAUGUGUCUUGGGAACAGCAGCCCAAACACUUCAGGACCUAGAUUAUAAACCUGGGAUGCUAGCUGACUCAAACACAGCCCAGGGAAAAGGAGAUGAGCUGUCCCAACCCACAGGGCCUUGGGGUUUUCCUGACUUGCAACUGCAUGUUGUCAGCUCCUGCCCAUUACAAAGAUGUCAGUGGGUGCCCUGUGAAGGGUUUUUGUCUCGUUCUCAUAGGCUAUAUAACAUUAAAACAGUCCCCAAUAAGGCCUGA
Messenger RNA from Myodes glareolus (Bank vole), 1894 nucleotides. RefSeq names its product splA/ryanodine receptor domain and SOCS box containing 3 (gene Spsb3). Lineage: Eukaryota; Metazoa; Chordata; Mammalia; Rodentia; Cricetidae. The record is from RefSeq and is a predicted model, not a curated record. Gene Ontology annotation, biological process: proteasome-mediated ubiquitin-dependent protein catabolic process. Gene Ontology annotation, molecular function: protein binding. Gene Ontology annotation, cellular component: SCF ubiquitin ligase complex.